UCAAUGCUUCACAAGGACACUAGUUGGAUUUGGAUUAGCAGAGAUGAAGCAAAAGUCAACAGACAACAAGAGAUUGUUAUGACUUCGACGGGAACAAUCUCCGGUUCCAAUAAUAAUUCGCCUAUCUUUUCUUCUUCCGUGGCGAACUGUUCCGCGGCUUUGCACACCGAGCACUGUAUUGCUGUACGCCCACAUCAAUUUGGUGGGAGGCAGGGGAAUGCCACAGCCGUCUUGUCCGUCGGUGAAGCAGACAUGCUACUGUUACACUCCCCUUAUCACCAUGCUGCUAGCCCUGAUGAAAUGUAUACAAGCCAGGUGAAACGGUCGACACACUGUAUCAGUGAUUCUUUCAAAACGGAGACUCUGAAUCGGGCUCACCCUUCCGAUAACAUCUGGCCAAUAAUAGGGUGUGGCAUACAUGAGACUGAAGGAGCUCAAACUUUGGGAAACCACGGCAGACGGCACACAACAGGCGCAAUGACCCAGAGAAAUUAUCAAGGUCAGGAAUGUAGUAUUCGGAUAAUCUCCAACCCUAUUUCACAGCAGACUAACAGUGCCCACACAAAUCGUAAUCGACUACUUUUCAAGGGGUGUGAUAUUGAUACGCUAGCCACUUCAACCAAGUUCACUUGCCCAGUGCAGGGUGAGUUAUUAAUUGGCCCGGAGGUGGUCCAGUUGCAUCCGGGAUACUCAAGUGCCUCUAUCAGCAGACGUCGCAAGAAGGAUAGUACACAUAUUUGGACAUCGCAUACUGCAAGUCGGCACCCGCCUCCAACGCAUCCGGCACCUCCGAUACCCGCAGGUCAUUUAGAUGCUUAUCACCAUUACCAGAAAUCAGAUGCAUCGAUGUGUCGGAGCUGGAUUCAUGAAAAACCAAUUGAUCAACUUCCCUCAAAUCAAGUUGAUUAUAUAAGUGACCAGAUGAUUAAACCACGUGGGGUUCAGGAACAUCUGUGUACGGAGGAACACCUCCAAAAUUCUCUGAAGACUACAAUCUCCCCGUGGAAUAUACGCAGGGCAGAAAAGCUAAGCCAUAAGGCAACUACUGUCAACGAGACUGAUAAAGCUAGCUUCGGUGAAAGUAGUCUGGGGACCAGUGAUUAUGGCAGUUAUUUGCUAAAUGUAUGCGACUCAUUUGAAUCAAAAAUCUUUGAAAAGAAGGAAAAUUCCUGUGCUCCACAUCCACCCUUGAGAACAACAAGUCGCUCAUUGGCAUGUCGCACACUACAGUCUCGUCGUGCCGACAAACUACCCGCUGUAUGCGCUCAAAGACCGAUGAGUUUACCGCAG
Dicrocoelium dendriticum is the source of this 1290-nucleotide messenger RNA. The record is from the annotation of a GenBank genome assembly. NCBI's taxonomy places the organism in Eukaryota, Metazoa, Platyhelminthes, Trematoda, Plagiorchiida, Dicrocoeliidae.